Molecule: messenger RNA, 7040 nt
Organism: Numida meleagris (helmeted guineafowl)
Lineage: Eukaryota; Metazoa; Chordata; Aves; Galliformes; Numididae
Gene: LMNB2
Product: lamin B2
Exons: 12
Coding region: 16-1920 (634 amino acids)
Source: RefSeq, a predicted model, not a curated record
GAGACUUCAUUUCCCAUGCGGCGCGGCGGCGGGGCAGGCGAUGUCCGCCAUCUUACCGCUCCCUCCUCCCCCGGUGCGGCCGGAUUGAAUGAGCUUGCUGCCCGCGAGCUGAGCGCCAUGUCAGGCACCCCGAUCCGCGGCACCCCCGGCGGGACCCCGCUGUCGCCGACCCGCAUCUCCCGCCUGCAGGAGAAGGAGGAGCUGCGGCAGCUCAAUGACCGCCUGGCCGUCUACAUCGACCGCGUGCGGGCGCUGGAGCUGGAGAACGACCGGCUGCUGGUGAAGAUCUCCGAGAAAGAGGAGGUCACCACCCGCGAGGUCAGUGGCAUCAAGAACCUCUAUGAGUCUGAACUGGCUGAUGCUCGAAGAGUUCUGGAUGAAACCGCCAAAGAGAGGGCAAGGUUACAGAUUGAAAUAGGAAAACUGAGGGCUGAACUCGAGGAGUUCAAUAAAAGCUACAAAAAGAAAGAUGCGGAUUUGUCUGUUGCUCAAGGUCGCAUUAAGGAUCUUGAAGUACUCUUCCAUAGAAGUGAAGCAGAACUCAAUACUGUCCUGAAUGAGAAACGCAGUCUGGAAGCAGAGGUGGCUGAUCUGCGUGCCCAGCUUGCUAAGGCUGAAGAUGGUCAUGCUGUGGCUAAGAAGCAGUUGGAGAAGGAGACACUCAUGCGUGUGGACCUGGAGAAUCGGUGCCAGAGCUUGCAAGAGGAUCUGGAUUUCAGGAAGAAUGUGUUUGAGGAGGAGAUAAGAGAGACAAGAAAACGACAUGAGCAUCGUUUGGUCGAAGUGGACACUAGUCGCCAACAGGAGUAUGAAAACAAAAUGGCUCAGGCCCUGGAGGAUCUGCGAAAUCAGCAUGAUGAGCAAGUCAAGCUGUACAAAAUGGAGCUAGAGCAGACCUAUCAGGCUAAGUUGGACAAUGCCAUUCUGGCCUCUGACCAAAACGACAAAGCUGCUGGUGCUGCUCGGGAGGAGCUGAAGGAGGCUCGCAUGAGAAUAGAAUCUCUCAGCUACCAACUUUCUGGCCUUCAGAAACAGGCUAGUGCAGCAGAAGAUCGCAUUCGUGAGUUGGAGGAAAUGAUGGCUGGUGAACGGGAUAAAUUUAGGAAGAUGCUUGAUGCCAAGGAGAGGGAGAUGACAGAAAUGAGGGACCAGAUGCAGCUGCAGCUUACAGAAUACCAGGAACUGCUUGAUGUGAAAUUAGCACUGGACAUGGAAAUCAGUGCUUACCGAAAACUCCUGGAAGGAGAAGAGGAAAGGUUGAAGCUCUCUCCAAGCCCCUCGUCCCGUGUUACUGUCUCUCGAGCUACCUCCAGCAGCAGCAGUAGCAGUACUUCACUUGUGCGCUCUUCACGAGGCAAGAGACGACGGAUUGAAGCAGAGGAGCUUUCAGGCAGCGGAACGAGUGGAAUUGGCACUGGAAGUAUCAGUGGCAGCAGUAGCAGCAGUAGCUUCCAAAUGUCCCAGCAGGCUUCAGCUACAGGAAGUAUCAGCAUUGAAGAGAUAGACCUGGAGGGCAAAUAUGUUCAACUGAAGAACAACUCAGAGAAGGAUCAGUCUUUGGGCAACUGGAGACUGAAAAGACAAAUCGGAGAUGGAGAAGAAAUUGCUUACAAAUUUACUCCGAAGUAUGUCCUCAGGGCUGGGCAGACUGUAACAAUCUGGGGUGCAGAUGCAGGUGUAUCUCAUAGCCCCCCUUCUGUUCUCGUGUGGAAGAAUCAAGGCAGCUGGGGCACUGGAGGAAAUAUUCGCACAUACCUCGUGAACUCUGAUGGAGAGGAAGUUGCGGUGAGAACUGUUACUAAAUCAGUCGUCGUGCGGGAGAACGAAGAGGAAGAGGAUGAAGCAGACUUUGGAGAGGAGGACCUUUUCAACCAACAGGGAGAUCCCAGAACAACUUCUCGAGGAUGCUCAGUGAUGUGAAGAAAGAAGAGAAAAAAAAAAAGAAAGAAACUAUUACUUGCUAUUUUUUCCAUUUAUUUCCUUUUAUUUUUGCUAUUUUUUUUUUUCCUCCAGAGCCACUGAAAACUAUUUUUAUACGUAUCAUCUGAUUUCUUUGAUGAUUACUCCUUGGUACAUUUUUAUAUAAAAAAAAAUCUAAAAAAAAAAACCUUUACUGAACAAAACUGCCAGAAUUUUUAAUAGAUUUCUUAAUUUCUCUCUCUUUGUUGAAACACUGUAUUGGAAUAAUUUUUUUCCCUAUACAGAGUUUAAAGUCUUAUGCACAAACCUGCAGCAGAAAAGAAAUUUUUAGCUAAAAUGGGACAAGACUCCUUGAGUGUAUGGUAAAUCUGUACUUUGUGCGUAUAUAAGCAGGAUAACAUUAAAAAAAAAAACAAAACAAAACCAAGUUUAAGAAGGGAUGUUUAUCUGCAGGGCCUCAGGAGAGAUUGGUGAUAGUGUUUUCUCUAUCCUUUAAGAAAUGAUAGUAUCUUGUGAGCGCCCAGCUUGGAAAAAUUAGGCCCCAAAUUCAUUAGAAAUACUUCUCCACCAAUGGAAGUAAUUAAAGGUAGCUGCAUUUUAGACAGGUCUUGGCUCAGGACCAUGGAUUUUUGUCCUACUCCAGGAUUUGACAGCCUGGUGUAUGAACAUCUGAAUCCUGUCAGUGCUCCAGCUCCAUGUCAUUAUUUCAGAAGACGGAGAGCGAUGGCUUCUGCUGUCUGAAGACACCAUCUUAAUGUAUGGGAGUGUCAAAAACAGACUUCUAAUUGUGUUUUCAAAGGAUUUUGACAUUGUAACAAAUGAGAUCUCGUUAAAUUGUGAAUGCAAGUUGUGAUGUAUAGUAUUUAUGAUGUUAAGCAUCAUGAUUUAAUGAUUUUGACAUAUUCAGCAUUGAACAGAAUGACUAAGAUUUUAAUGUUGAAAAUAUUUUUACUUCUGACAAUGAUAAAUAUUUGGGGUUUUAAAGGUUAUCCUGUGUAAAUGUUGAUUUUUUUUUUUUUAAAUCAGACCUAAAUGCAGCUUGUUCAUACUUGUCUUAUAUUCGGAGGGACAUUGUCAGAUACAUUAAGCAGCGUUUGCAGAAUAGUACAGAAAUAGUUGAGUGACAUUUUUGAGAGUUACAAGGAGCUGCUGUUGAUGUGGACAGAAGCAUUACUUGGCAGUGUUCAGAUCCUCGAAGUAACAGUGAGUGACGUGAACCAUCUUUUUUUAUAUAAACAGCGCUUUGUAUCAGUAGCAGAUGGUUUUUGUUUCAGGAUGAUGACUUCUGUAUCUGACAGCGUCCCUUUGGCUUAAGGUUUCCUCUGCUGCACUUCUGUGGAGGUAGCUGUGACUCUCUGAAGGUCAGCAUUCAGAUAGUGCAUCGUCAAGCGCCAGGAAGAAUACUUGACUGCUCCAAAGAAUGUAUUGGCUACUGUCAAGCUGAUAGUUUUUUCCACUAGUUCUUAGAUACUGUUUGAUGGCAGCACAGAAUGCUGUUGUUACCUGCACUCUUGAGCUCUGAUCCUGUCAUUCGAGUAGUUUAGACUCAUCAAACAAGCGGCGAGGUUUGGAUGUUUUCGGUGGCUUUUGGACAUUAUGUUCUCUGAACAAUAUUAUGACUGACAGAUAUAACCUAGGAGGUCAGUUUAGUGGCUUUGACUGAUGGCUUUGCAGUGCAAGCAGGGUGGGAACAGAAGUGAGAUUUUGAAGCUUAGGCGUGUAUUUUGCCAUCUGAAAAUAAAUUCAAGAUGCUACUUUUCUCUGUUUGGGUGGGAUGGUUUAAUUACUGAAGUUAAUGAGCGUAGUUCUAAUCUUGUAUUAGUUUGCCAGGCACUGCGUUGCAAAAAGCAGCUGGAAGAUUUGGCUGUUUGGGCUGAAGGGGUCAUUCCAUGGGUAUCAUUGGCCAUUUUUCAACUGUAAUUUUCCCACUCUGCUUGAGUAGAAGGUGAAAUAUGUAGUAAAUCAUGUCUCUCUCUCUCUGUAAAGUGUAUCUAAUGAAAUUAUGUUUCUCAGACAUACCGUUAACCAAUUGCCUUUUCUAAAUUUGUUGUUAUACAAAUGGAUGCAAUCAGUUUAAAAGUAUUUUCGCAGUGCACCUUCCAACCACUGGGCAGCAUUUCCCUUUCUGACCCACAGCUUCUAUCACACACUCACAUCAUGUUUGAGAGCUUUUUGCAGUUUUUCCUUAAGACCUCUAUUUAUUUUUUUUUUUUCCACAUUGGCCAGUUUUCAGAUUCCUUAUUCUCCUUGAAGAUUUUCCUGUAAAUAUGAUUGCUCUGUGAUCUUAAAUACUAAAGAAAUGAAUGUGCUUUUUUUUCUGUAAAGAAUUGGCAGAAAGGCAGCUUGAAUGAGGGGGAACCUCUUGCUACCUGAGCCACUGAUUUCUUAAUACCUACUGUAUGGGAAAUGUGUCGCCUCGUAGCCUUAAGGAGCGGUGUUUGCCGGUGUUUUAUCUUACACCCCUCAGUGACAGCAUGCAGAAUUUCUCCUUGGGUUUAGAACCGUUUCCCGUAGCUUUGGAAACACUUGCUUUUCUUUAUUCAGCAUGUGGAGGUGCUCACAGAAAGCAGUGAUGUGGGAGAAGCUGAAUUCAGCAGCCUAAGUGUUGGUGAUUCACAGCGCUUUCUAAAAGGCUACUUACAGUUGGAGAAAGAAUUCCUCGCUGUAAACUACAAGACACAGAAAAACUACUGUAUUCCACUUGUUUUCUUUGUGUGUGUCUGUCUUCUUCAGACAAAGUUCCUUCCUCUUGCUUUUGAUGCUGAGCUUCAGCAUAACUUUAAGUUGGUGCUCUGCACUGGGAGUUGUGUUUUUUUUUUUCUUUUUUGCUGUACUGAACCAAAAAGCAUUGGUGCUGCUUGUUCUCUUCAUCAAGGAUUUCCUCUUUUCAUUUUCAGGACAAUUGAAAUGUUCUGUUCACAUAAAAUCCAGCGUCACCUUGCUCUCCUUUCCUGUGUAGUCCUGCAGGUGAGCCACCUCUCAGGAAUUUGGAGGAUAGUCAGCAUUUCUGCUCCGUUGUCUGAUACCAGGUGUGGAGCUUGAAGGUGACGUACAUUGGACUUGUCAGGAAGAAUGCUUUUAAGGCUUCUCUGGUGGGAGAAGUUGAUCAGUGCAGCUCAUGUCAGAGUAAGUGUUUGAGCGUAACCACCCAUAGGAAUGUUCUUACUUCAGAAGUACAAGCAGCUUUAUUCUGGGUGAAACAGUGCAAAUGAGUCCUGAAUAACUUACACUGGGGGGUCAGGGAGAAGGAAUAACGGCAUAACUACAGAAAAAUAGUUAAGCCGAUCUUUUAAUUGUGUAGAUGGUGAGCGUAUUCUAUACAAUACUGCUCCUAAGUUUGCAGAUGCUCCUGCUGGAACAAAGGCAUCCUGCAGAGCACGGUGGGGCUCUGCGGGGCUUCUGGGCUUUAUGCUUCCCCCACGCUUCUGUCUUUGUUGCUUUAGCUGUUGUGUUGCAGUGACUUAUUCCAAGCAGUGGAGUGGCUGUGAUUCCUUUGUUGCUGCACACCUUUAGCUCGCGCUCUGUGCACGUGGGCUGCUUCAGGCCCACACGUUUGCCCUGACAAAACCAGCAGUUGACGCGUUGCUCACUUGUCCUCAGCACCCUUCUGCUGUUCGAUGGGUGCCAGCUGGCAUCGUUUGUGUUUGUAGCAGGAACCAAUAGCCUCAGGAAGAAAACAAACAUCUGCUUCCCAUGGACUGUAAUGUAAAAGCCAGACGAGCUGGUCUGCAGCUCACGUUAGUCACAAAAACCAUAUUGCAGUGCGAAGCAGACCAUACUGUGAAAGGAGAUUCCCUUCAUGUGCACGUUUAUCCUCGAGCAACAGGACACCUCAUGUUCAGUUUAGGGAUCGUCAUGUUUUUUAUACACCCUUUUCCUUCUUGUAAUCCUGUGUGAAGGCCUUUUAGCUGCAGCCUGAGCAGGGGUUGGUUGGAAGAGGCUCGUAGAAAUCCUCUUUACACCCUGGAAUGUUUGAGAAUCUUUUGUGUGUACGAUUUUGAUCUGUAAGAUUUUGAUGCUGUAUGCCAGCGCUCUGUUUUGCAUGCCUUGUAGCCACUUCUCUCCCUUCCUUAAGCCAUUCAUUCUCUGUCUUCUUCUUAAUUUCUUAUCUCUAAACAAAGGCUUAUCCGUAUUCCAUUGGGUUUUCAUUGCCACUGCUGGGUCCAAACCCCGAGCCCUGUGCAAGCAGGGGACAAAGCUUUGUUGUCAACCAGUGAGUGGAAGGUGAGAUAGUGAUUGCAUUUUUGAAUCAUUGUUUUAGAUGAACGGCAGGACAAAUGAGAGAUUGUCAUUUGUCUGAUGUCUAAAAUGGCCUGGGAAACAGAAUUUUUAAUUGCCCUUCAAUGUGCUUAGCUUUAAACCACUUUAAAAUAAUUUAAGUGUUUGUUUUUUUUUUAUACAAAAUCAUAUUUACAUGCAAUUAUCAUUUGUAAGCAUAAUGCCUUUCUUGAAAUGCUAAGGUCUAGAGAGUGAAUAGGACUCUUAAUGUCAAAAGACUCCGUUCAAAACCACACGAGCAGCAAAUGGACGCGGAGUUCAGGAAUAAAGUUCUUAUUGGACUUACAAAUUUUCCUGUUGGCUGUUACCGAAGUGAUGAUCCUUUGUAAGGUAAAUGCUGCUGUGUAUCUCAGCUGCCCAGGUCUUCAUCACACUAAAAUCAUGAGCAAUAAGCUAUUUUAAGCAAGGUCAGGCCAAAAUGCUUUACAUUUGGGCACAGCGAUACCUUCUUCGUUAAACUCUCUUUUCGUAACGAUGAUGGUGAUGCCUUGAAUUGUGGAUUUAGUUUUGCAUCGCAGCUCGCUCUGCUCGCUGGGCAGUGUCACUGCCUGCAGCCAGCCCGUUUUCAGAAGGCUCGGGUUUUAUUUUAAAAGAAGGAAUUGUGAGAAAAGGCACAAAUUGGAAUGCAAACACAAAAGGAUGGGAGUGUUCCAUGGAGCUCAUGAAAACUGCGCAAUGAUCUAGACUUUACCAUUUCAAAAUGUUGUGGUUUUAUUUUUAUUUUUUUUUUUCUUUUUAGAAUAUGCAUGCCAAAUGUCUUGUCUUUUUCAAUGAUUUGUAAUAUACAUUUUAAGACUGGAAACUUUUUGUACAACACACUCAAAUAAAUGUUUUGCAUUUUA